Messenger RNA from Saprolegnia parasitica CBS 223.65, 978 nucleotides. RefSeq lists its product as hypothetical. Lineage: Eukaryota; Oomycota; Saprolegniomycetes; Saprolegniales; Saprolegniaceae. The coding region runs from base 1 to 978 and encodes 325 amino acids. The transcript has a single exon. Gene Ontology annotation, molecular function: hydrolase activity, hydrolyzing O-glycosyl compounds. The record is from RefSeq and is a predicted model, not a curated record. Gene Ontology annotation, biological process: carbohydrate metabolic process.
AUGGGCGCCUGCUACGACACGUACGACUUCAAGAACAUCGACUACCACUUCGACGUGAUGCGCCAGCGCUUCUCGACGGUCCGCACCUUCCAGACGUACAUCUACAGCAACAGCCGCAACGUGAUUGACGCCGCGAGCGACCACGGCCUCGGCAUCUACGCCGGUGUCUGGAUCCGCGGCCCCGACUACGACAAGGACGUCCAGGCCGUCAUUGACGGGUAUUACCGCCACCCGAACGCGCUCAAGGCCGUCUUUGUCGGCAACGAAGACCUCGAGAACGGCUGGAACCAAUGGCAAGUCAUCGACAAGGUCAACGACGUCCGCAACCGCCUCCGCGCUGCUGGUGUCAACGUCCGCGUCGGGUCGGUGCAGACGGACGGCGGCUGGCUCCGAGCCCGGGACCUCUACAACGCGUGCGAUAUCGUCGGUGUCAACAUCUACGCGUUCUUUGGCGGCACUCUCGAAGACCGGUGGACGCACAUGGUCAACACGUACGGCGGCAGCAAACUCAUGAUCACAGAGACGGGGUGGCCGUUUGGCGGCGGCAACUACGGCAACCAAGUCGCUUCGUUUGACAACGCGGUCAAGCACUUUCACCGUGUCGCUGACUGGGUCCGUGCGGGCAAUGGCGGCGAAGACGUCAUGUACUUUAUGUUCCACGACAACCACGGCAAGUGGCCCGAGUACGAAAAGCAGUUUGGUCUCGCCAACGCGGCCGGGCAGUGGAAGUUCGACUUUAGCACGCCCGUGAAAGGGUCGUGCUCGGCGCCCGAGUGGAACACCGACUACGAAGGCAACGAUCUCUUCAACUUUGCGAUCUCGGGCGACAUGAACAGCCUCAUCGCUCAGUGCUGUGCCAAGUGCACGUCAACAUCCAACUGCGGCGGGUACUCGAUCUUUGAGAACCGGUGCUACAUCAAGUCGGCGAUGACCGGUCGCAAGGGCGCCAACGGCGUCACCUCUGCGCGCCGGCAGUAA